Messenger RNA from Prorocentrum cordatum, 174 nucleotides. Lineage: Eukaryota; Dinophyceae; Prorocentrales; Prorocentraceae. The record is from the annotation of a GenBank genome assembly.
GAUGCAGUUGCGCGGAUGCUUAAUGGCCAGGACAUGACGCAGCUCGCGUCGGGCCAGGUCAAGGUGAAGGCCCUCGCGGGCGCCCAGAUCCAAAAGUUCUGCAGACAGUUGUUGCGCGACGCCGAGGCCCAGGGCGCGCGAAACCCGCUGCCCGCCCUCGCGUUCCCUGGGCCG